AUGCCUCAGCGCAGCUGCCCCUAUCAAAGCCACCCAGAUGUCUGGGCAUACAAAGUCUCGAAUGAUAGCAAGGGCUUUAUGCAGAUCGAAUGUGAAACAUGCCUCGAGCCACUUCUACGCAACGGCAUCUACAGUGACGAAACUGUAUGGAGGCGGCUCCUCCAGUCGUUUGUCCCACUCGCGAGAUUGGUCGAGGUCUAUGGUCUGAGGAGCCCAAGUCCCUCACCUCCGCCCAUCCGCCAUGGCAGUCGUCUCUCCAGUCGCGCUGCAUCCAGUACCACAUCCUCCGCCCGGGAGUCGUCUAGUGACAGUGGCUACGCGGCGGAAAGCACUAUCUCGUCCGAUAAUAUGGAAUCUAUGCUCAGCGGAGAUUCUCUUGAAUCAAAGAGCGGUAUUGAAGGAGACGACUUUCAGCGACCCGACUGGAUGAUACAUCCAGAAAGGAGGAGGUUCACAGGAGUGCCUGGUAGCCGUGAGGAGCGCAGCCACGAACUGCCGCGGCAGCACAAGCGACGCCGAGACAUCAUGGAGGUUGAUUCUGCCAGCGAUGAGGAAAGUUCUACGGAGCCACAAGCAAGCGGUGGCCAUGGUGAGGGAGAUCAGUGGUUCCACGGACAGUACGGCAACAAGCGUUCGCGUACAGGUUAG
Molecule: messenger RNA, 648 nt
Organism: Cyphellophora europaea CBS 101466
Lineage: Eukaryota; Fungi; Ascomycota; Eurotiomycetes; Chaetothyriales; Cyphellophoraceae
Exons: 1
Coding region: 1-648 (215 amino acids)
Source: RefSeq, a predicted model, not a curated record